Molecule: messenger RNA, 606 nt
Organism: Morchella importuna
Lineage: Eukaryota; Fungi; Ascomycota; Pezizomycetes; Pezizales; Morchellaceae
Exons: 1
Coding region: 1-606 (201 amino acids)
Source: RefSeq, a predicted model, not a curated record
AUGACAAAACCCACAACCACAACCACCACCCCAACAACGAACGGAGCAACCAACCCCCAACAACCUCAUAAACGUCGCCGCCGCCGCCGCUCCACCACAAAACCCGCCAAACCCCCCACUCCGCCCGCCUCAACCGACAUCGACCACUGGUUCCAAAGCGGGCCCUUCUCAGCGCUCCCACAAGGCGCCUCUCCCGCCGAGGUCGAGGCAGACCUUAAGCGCAUACGCGCCGCUGUAGCCCGCCUUGCGAACAUACUCCUCGGCGCCGCCGUUGGCAUCGGCGGCAUCUCGCCCGUGUGCGAAGCGCAGCAAGAGCAGGAGGAGGCGCUGUUUGUGCGCGGUGUGUCAUUAUCGCCGAGGAAAGAGGGUGGGAGAGGGCGGUCUCCAGGGACGGCUGCUGAGCCGCUUACACCAGAAUCAUUUUAUGGCGAGGAUACCGUGGGGGAGAGGGAGAAGGAAAGGAAAAGGAAGGCAAGGAGAGAGGCGGAGGCUGCUCCUCGGGUCCGUUCGCCCACGGGCGUGAGGAGAGAGAGGCACAAGGGGUCGGGCGGAGUCCCGGCGAGAAAGCACCGGGCGAGGUUCAGUCCUUACACGACGACGACAUAA